Podospora bellae-mahoneyi is the source of this 873-nucleotide messenger RNA. RefSeq lists its product as uncharacterized. NCBI's taxonomy places the organism in Eukaryota, Fungi, Ascomycota, Sordariomycetes, Sordariales, Podosporaceae. The transcript has 4 exons. The record is from RefSeq and is a predicted model, not a curated record. Bases 1 to 873 code for a protein of 290 amino acids.
AUGUGCCACAAAGUCUACUACCGCCACAAAAAAUGCGGCCACCACGGAAAGCUGAAAGUUUUCUGUCCUCUCGCCCCCCGCGACCCGACCACCCAAAAACCUCUGGGCAAAUUCUGCCGCAAGUCAAAGGAGGGGGGAAAGGUGUACAAGAAACGCGGGAAGAUUCAGAAUGUGGAUUGGAAGUGUCCGAAGGAGGAAUGUAGGGAUUAUGAGAGGUUGGGGAGGCAGGUUGUGCUGAGGCAGAGGUUUGAGUCAGUUAGGAGGAGGGGUGCGAGUUUGGGUCCGAGUUUGGGUCCCAGGGGGACGGAGGAAAGGGGCAAGGAAGAAAAGAGGGGCAGUAGAAGGUCGGUAUCAAUGUAUUGGAGGACUUGUGCGCAUCUGCCUUGUUCGAAGUGUACUUGGUUUGGGCGGACAAUUCCGGUUUAUGAUCAAGGGGCUGGGUGUUGGAGGCAGAAUGGCUCUGGCGAGGGGCUUAAAGACGUUGAUGUCGGUUCGAGCCAGACUCUGCCGGAGGAAUACCCCGAGGAUUCGAUGACCGACACUGAGUUUGAUCUGGACUUGUAUGACACCGAGGACGAGGAAACGACAGAUGCCGAGCUCCGGGCCAGCGUCAUCAGGGCGCAGAGGGGCAUCACCGGUAGAAGCCUUGUGGGGUACGAACCAGAAGAGGAUGCAGACAUGGAAUCGGAGCAAGAAGAGAAAACAUAUGUGGACUCUCAGGCGACAGUUUCCAACCCCGAGAUGGAGUUUGACUCUUGUGAGGAACAAGAGAACGAUGCAGUUGAGAAGGAGGGCGAGAAGCAGACAGGAGCAUCGAGUAGGGCCAAGUCUCCGAAGUCACGUACAGUGGAAGACCAACUGGAAACGGGAUAG